AUGAUUUCAUGUAAAAAUAAAAAUGGUGAAUUGAUUCGAAAUAAUCAAAGAAGUGAUAGUGAUUCGAGAAAAUCAGAAAAUGGAAAAAAAUUGAGAAAAGUUCCGAAACGAAAAAAGUCGAAGAGUAGUAGAUCAAAAAGAUCGAAAAAAUCAGUGAAAUCGAGGAAAUCAAAGAGGAAAGUGAAAAAACGAGAAGAUGAUGGAAUGGAAGAAGAUCGAACACAAAAAAGUGGAAGAUCGAGUAGAAAUGAAAGAAAAUCGAGAAAAAGUCAUAGAUCAAGAAGAAGUGAGAGAAAAACUGUGGAAAAUCGAGAAGGAAAAUCAGGAAAAAGUAGAAGUAGAGGAGAAAGACAAUCGAGAAGGUUAGUCUAGGGUUUCAUGCUCCAAUUAUUUGUUGUUUUUUUGUUUCAGAUCUUCAGAUCCAGCAGAAAGCCCUCAAAAAUCGAGAAAUGCUUCCAAGAAAAGCCGAAAAUCCACGUGAGCAUUCAAAAUUUCACAUCUUUUCUCAGCCUUCAAAAAUCCUCAUUUUUCUCUAGGAAAUCUCGAAAAUCUCAAAAAUCUACAAAAAGUGCAGUUCGUCCAAUCGAAUAUGACAAUGAUCCAUUAGCUUCUCCUAAAAUUGUAAAUCCAAAUCGAAGUGAAUUGCCAGAAGAUAACAAGAAAAAGUUUGAAAUCAGUUAG
Messenger RNA from Caenorhabditis angaria, 681 nucleotides. The record is from the annotation of a GenBank genome assembly. Lineage: Eukaryota; Metazoa; Nematoda; Chromadorea; Rhabditida; Rhabditidae.